GUUUGGACGGAAAGCCAUGCUCCUGCUGUCACUUGUGUGCUCUGUCAUAUUUGGGAUGCUGAGCGCCACCUCCAUCUCCUACAGCAUGCUGGCCAUCAUGCGGACUCUCACCGGUGUGGCCCUGAGCGGCAUCUCCCUUAUUGUAAUACCUUUGGGGAUGGAGUGGGUGGACAUACAACACCGCACCUUCUCUGGGGUCCUGAUUAGCAUUUUCUGGAGCAUCGGGAACAUGCUGCUAGCCAUGAUAGCGUACCUGGUGCGGGAAUGGCACUGGCUACUAGUAGCCGUAACAGGACCUUGUCUUCUGAGCAUCAUCUGCCUGUGGUGGGUCCCAGAGUCUGCCCGUUGGCUCAUAGCCAAUGGCAAAGUGAAACAAGCUCACAGACAUCUGCUUAGAUGUGCAAGAAUGAAUGGAAAGAAAGACUUCGCUGUCUCACCAGAGGCCCUCAGAAAGAUGACAACAGACAAAAAGCCGGGAGAGAGUUACUCCUACAUCAGCUUGUUCAGGACACCAGUCCUGCGGAAGAUCUCUCUGUGUUCAGGGGCUGUGUGGUUUGGUGUUGCCUUCUCUUAUUAUGGCAUGAGCAUGAACCUUACUGGCUUUGGGCUCAACGUGUAUCUCUCCCAGUUUGUCUUUGGCAUCAUUGAGAUUCCAGCCAAGAUGAUCAUGUACGUGCUGGUGAAUCGACUUGGACGACGGCAGAGUCAGGCGUGGGCACUCAUCCUGACUGGACUAUGCAUAGGAGCCAACGUCAUCAUUCCCAAGCCCUUCACCUCCUUGCGCUCUGUAGUAGCCAUUAUGGGCAAAGGUUUCUCAGAAGCUGCAUUCACUACUGUCUUCUUGUACACCUCUGAGCUCUACCCCACCGUACUGAGGCAGAAUGGGAUGGGAUACACCUCCUUUGUGGCACGCCUCGGCGGGGCUUUGGCCCCACUUGUGUUUCUGCUGGAUGAGGUGUGGAAGUCUCUGCCCGAGGUUACUUACUGUGGUGUAGCAGUAUGCUGCGGCAUGGUGGCCUUUCUGCUCCCAGAGACACUCAACGUGCGCCUGCCUGAGGGCAUCGAGGACAUCGAGAAGGCACAAGUGAAAGGGCCACCACAAAUCAGUGCUCCUGAGGGCAUGCCGCUGCAGUCUCUGCUGAAGUGA
This is a messenger RNA of Tauraco erythrolophus (red-crested turaco), 1147 nucleotides long. Lineage: Eukaryota; Metazoa; Chordata; Aves; Musophagiformes; Musophagidae. The record is from RefSeq and is a predicted model, not a curated record.